CAUCGCCACUACCGUCCUAUACCCGCAGAGGCGUCUUCACAGGUGCGUAAGCGCAGGUAACCGGGCGGGUCCCCGCCACCCCCGCCCGCAGCCCGCCAUCUUGAAUUCCGCUCACUCAUACCCGCGGCCGACUCGCUGCCAGCGCACGUAUACCGACAAGUGAGCGAAUAAAUUCAAUACAAAAAUAGUGUUUUCUGUGAUUUUGUGACAUGUUGUGAUAGUGCAGUGACGAAAUGGAAUCGACGCCGAUCUGUCGGUGCCGCGUGCUUUAUUUGGGCUCUGCGGUGCCGCAACAGAGUAAAGACGGCCUACAAGGCAUCCAGGAACCUUUGCGCGAAUUGUAUCCGGAAAAGGGAGCGACCACCGGCGGCAUAGACUCGUGGCUGUCCGUCUGGUCCAACGGCAUCUUACUGGAGAAUGUCGACGAGAGCGGUUCUAGAGUGGCGAGGUUUUUUCCCAUUUCGAGUCUACAUUAUUGCGCAGCUGUUCGACGAGUGACAGUCGAAGGAGCGCCGAGGUUUUUACCCUUGGACUCGCCCUUCGCUCGGGCGCCAGCUCCUCGACGUCCUCCAUUGUUUGCGGCGGUUUUACGUCGCACUCAGGGCAUUAAAGUCCUAGAAUGUCACGCCUUCAUCUGUCGCCGUGAAGCGGCAGCCAAUGCACUAGUCCGCUGUUGCUUCCACGCGUAUGCAGAUAGUUCUUACGCGAAACGUUUAGAGGCAGAAAGAACUCCACCCCAGAUGCUACCCGAACCUGAAGAGGAAUUGGAAGUGUUCGACGGUGACGAGAAUCACAAAGUGUGGGUCGGAGAGGUGGAACGGGACGAUGCGAGUGAUGAUAUCCCUCAUCCUACCCGAGCGCCACGCCCUCGUCAGAUCACGAGACCCGCGUCGGUGCCGCCGCCACCACCACCCCCUGAGGAGCCCAAAAAGAAGUCGACGACCAAAAAAACGAAGAAGAAAUCCUCCGCUUCAGCGGAUGAAUUGUAUGCGACAAUGCCGGGACCGGCUCCAAUGAUGAAUGGCCGGUCACUGGGACGAGCGCCGCCGGCGUGGGCGGCGCACGGGGCGCACCCGAUGGUGUUGGUGGCCCACCCGGCGGCCACGUUGCCGCACGCCCGGCCUGCCACUCUAGGCCACAGAGGUCGAGUUCCAGCGGCUCUAGCGCCGGGCCCUUUUCCCCCAGGCCCUCCUCCAGGGAGAGGUCGCUUGCAGUACGCUACAGUUGAUCCAAGACGCUCGAAGCCUCCACCCUCUGCCAUGAAAGCAGCUCAGAGUAUGACUGGCUUAGAGGCGGUAGAGGACGCCGGUGGAAUCUAUAGAAAGAAAGGCCAUUUGAACGAGCGCGCAUUUUCGUACAGCAUCCGACAAGAGCACAGAAGCCGGUCACACGGAUCUCUCGCCAACUUAAAGUUCGCAGCUCCUCCUGAGGUGGAGUCUGGUCGCGAGGAACUGAAGAAGGAGCGAGAGAUCAUGCAGCUGGUAGCAGGGUUGCAACUCAGCUCAGACGAGGUUGAGCGUCGCGAGGUACCGCCGCACAUGUUGAGAGCGAGACACGCGCCCAGAUAACACAACGCCAUAACAGCGGCGGUGCCAUCGGAUGAACUGCUUCGGCCAGUUGAGCGAUAUGGAUUAUGCGAAACGAUAUUAUUUACACAACACCAAAUACUAUCUACCUAUAUCAAUGCAGAAGACUUGAGACUAAAGCUGCAAUAGAAAUAUUAAAGGAACUGCAUUUUCGGUCACUAUUAAGAGGAGGCGAUACCAAAAUGCAGCUAUGUUUUAGUCUAUAUAAUAUGAUUUGCAUUGUUGUACCUACAUGAGCUUGGUCACCAAAUUGAGUAAGCUGCAAUAGGUUUAUGUUCGAUUAGUCAUGUCAUGAACUUAAAAAUAAUUUUGGAGUCAUGUCAUAUUUAUUCACCUGCUACAUAUUUUUGAAAACUGUUAAUUUUUUUUAAAUAACAAUUGUGCUGAUAUUGUUUCCUCUAUUACCUACUUACUCUCCAAAAAUUGUCAGUUGUCAUGUAAGGCACGUACAGAAUUGACCAUUAAAACCUCACAAUAGAAUUCACUAACUCAUUAGUAUAGAUACUUUCGUAAAAAGAAAGUAUAAGGAAAAUUAGAAGAUUCUAAAAAAUAUAAAUAAAUAUUCCCACUUUCCAUACGAAUUCCGUCGAAUCCGUAGUUAAUUUGUAGUACCUACGUUUGACCACAGUAAUUGUAGCACUAGGUUUUGACUUCUAUAUGAAGUACAGUACAGCCAAAUGCUAAACAUAAUAGCUUAAUCAUCAUAGAAUCACUGUCACCAUAGGACAAUCUAGCGAUUCGCCUGUAAGCCCAACAUAGGUACCUACUUAGGUGCACAGAAGGUGCGAGGCUUAUAAAUCCAUAAAGUCCAAAAGACCUAGAUGGCGACGGCGGUCUGUGGUCAAAAGUAAUACGCCUUCCUUAUCCUACAUAGUUUUCGAUGACACGUAUAGUUUAGGUCAAUUUACAUAGAAAAGGUACAAUCGGAGUCAAAAGUGUAGGUAUUGACGCGUCUGUUGUCUAUAGUUUCUAAAAACUUUUUGAGAACGGAAUAGAUAUUUAUUACCUUAUUGAAUAAAGCAAACUUCAGCUGAAAGAAUAAAAAUAUUUUCAUUCAUUUUAACGCUUGAAUGUUAUUAAAAACUAUAGGUGAUCGACCAAUCCUUGCGAAAUAUAUCCUGUAUGAACUAAAUAUAAACUAAAUAUAAACCCAUAGUUACUCUCGAUCCGUUUCAGAUCGGCUUUUUGUGUGUUGGACUUUAAGAUCAGCCUUCAUCAUUAGGGCAAAGUUAUUUACAAAUAAUACAGGUAUAAAACGCGCACGUAACGUAUCGUAUUUUAUCGAGCGACAUGGUGACCACGGAUCAUAAUAUGAUCCGUGGUUAUGUUCAAAAUGUCCGUGAAAAACUGUGUUGCGUGCGCGUUUAAUAUCUGAAUUAUUUGUAAAAUAGUACUUAUAAUGCAACGCGGAGUUUUUAUAUAAGGCAAAGAUAGUAUAUGUGAAAAAAAACACAUUUUUAUUUAAUGUAGUUUUAUGUAACGGUUAUUUGGCCAUUAUUGUAUAAACGUUUGUACAAAAUUAGAAUUUUACCUAAGCGUCAACAGUCUUUAAUAAGAUAAGAAUAUUAUAUGGUUAUGUUAACGUUACAUAGGUUGGUAGGCAACGCGAUAACAUAAAAUACCUACCUAAUUUAGAUUUCAAGACUAGGUGGUACCUACCUAAGUACCUACAGGUACUUACGAUUUCUUCUAUUGUUAUUCUCUAACUUAAUUAAGAAGAAUAUAAUUAGAAGGGUAUUUUUAUAACUUCGCGGAAGUAAAUGCAACAGUUUGGAGUUUGGUUUAUAUUUUAAAGUGAAAAUAGAUUUGUUUCCGUUUACAAAAACAUAAACUUUGUGGAUUCUGAUAUUUUUAAGUAAAAAAUUUUACUUACCUAAUCGUAUUCUCGUACUUAUUAGAAACUCAAUUAUGUUUGUCUACUAGUAAUUCUACAUUCAGUAAUACAUAAUCACACUCAAAUGUUCUAAAGAUGGAAUAAGUAAACAAUGAAAUUUAAUUUUAUUUUAGUAUUAGAUUUCGGUAUGUCAAAAUUAGAUGUAUAUUUGCAUUUGUUAUAAUCCAACACCUAAUCUUUUUAAUUAUUUAAUAGAAAUUUAAGAUAAUAAAAUUCCGUACAUAGGUACUUAUACCUACUUAUCUACUUAAUAGAAAUAAAUAUUGUAAAUAAAUUCUUUAUAUACUUAACAUUAUAUUCUAAAAACGAGUUAGUAUAUCCAGAAGUAAUGUAGGCUAUAUGUGCCAUUAAUGUUAUUAUUUUUACGUAUUUAAUGAACGUACCUAAUCGAAAGAACAGUGUAAAUGAUUAAGUAUUAAAAUGUAUAUAAAAUAAACAACAGUUGAAAUAUACUUAAUCAGAAAAAAAACAACGAUGU
Molecule: messenger RNA, 3958 nt
Organism: Amyelois transitella
Lineage: Eukaryota; Metazoa; Arthropoda; Insecta; Lepidoptera; Pyralidae
Exons: 3
Coding region: 234-1568 (444 amino acids)
Source: RefSeq, a predicted model, not a curated record